This is a messenger RNA of Humulus lupulus (European hop), 3112 nucleotides long. Its product is annotated as U-box domain-containing protein 4. Gene Ontology annotation, cellular component: nucleus; cytoplasm. Gene Ontology annotation, molecular function: ubiquitin-protein transferase activity; protein binding. The coding region runs from base 410 to 2887 and encodes 825 amino acids. The record is from RefSeq and is a predicted model, not a curated record. Gene Ontology annotation, biological process: protein ubiquitination. NCBI's taxonomy places the organism in Eukaryota, Viridiplantae, Streptophyta, Magnoliopsida, Rosales, Cannabaceae. The transcript is spliced from 6 exons.
UUAGUAUAUAUUUAUAUAAAAUUAAAAUCAAAAUGAAAAGAAUGAUCCUCUGAGAAUUUGUGGAAAAAUCAAAAUUAAAAAAGUAAAAAUAAGGAGGAAAACUUAGCUGAGAAUAAGCGAAAUCUAGUUAUCUUUGGUCUCAGAGAACAGAUUGCCUAAAACGACUUCUUCUUAGCUUCGUUUGCUUCCGUUUUCUUCCCUACAUUCAGGAUUUGCACUAAUAGAUCUUAGACUUCAGGAAUUUUAGUGUGGGAGAUAUCUUGGUAGCCACGAUUCAUUAUUUUGUCUUGGGGGAUUCUGAAUAGAGUUUUUCUUCUUUUGUAUAUUGUUUUUGUAUUUCUCAAGGAUAAGGAUGAGAGAAGAUUUCUCUGGUUUCUAAAGCUAUAGGUUUGGGCUGAAGAAAGGUGUGAUGGAGAUAUCAUUGUUAAAAGCGCUUCUUAAUAAUAUCUCUUCAUUUUUUCAUUUAUCAUCUCGUGAUAACAUACACUCAGAACCAAUUCUGAAGUAUCACCAAAGGGCAGAAGAGAUAUUAAAGUUGCUGAAGACAAUACUUGAUGCAAUUAUCGACUCUGAAGUAACUUCUAAUGAAAUACUUAAAAAGUCAUUCGAAGACCUGAAUUGCUUGGUUGAUGAUUUGAGGGAACAGUUUGAGAACUGGCAAUCAUUGUCAAGUAAAGUUUAUUUUGUACUACAAAUUGAAUCAAUAAUAUUAAAGAUUCGCACGUCUAGCUUGGACAUCUUCCAGCUGCUGAAGUCUUCUCAUCAAGGUCUCCCUGAUGAAUUGGAUUCAAUGUCUCUUGAGCACUGCAUACAGAAAAUUAAGCAUAUAGGAAAUGAACAAAUGUCAAAAGUUUUUAAAGAAGCUAUAAAGGAUCAAGUGGAGAAUGGCGGACCCAGCUCAGAGAUCCUAGUUAAGAUCGCUGAGAGCCUUAGCUUGAGGUCAAACCAAGAUAUUCUUAUAGAGGCUGUAGCACUUGAAAAGUUGAAGGAGAAUGCUGAGCAAUCUGAAAAGACUGAUGAAGUCGAGUUUAUUGAUCAGAUGAUUGCUCUUGUAACCCGCAUGCAUGAGCGAUUAAUUACCAUAAAGCAGUCCCAGAGCUGCAGCCCAGUUCCAAUACCUCCUGAUUUCUGCUGUCCUCUCUCACUUGAGCUAAUGACAGAUCCUGUGAUUGUGGCAUCAGGUCAAACCUAUGAGCGGGCUUUUAUUAAGAAUUGGAUUGAUCUUGGUCUAACAGUAUGUCCUAAGACCAGGCAAACUCUAGCUCACACCAAUUUGAUAACCAACUAUACUGUCAAGGCUCUAAUAGUAAAUUGGUGCGAAUCAAAUCAUGUUAAGCUGCCUGAUCCUGUAAGAUCUAUGGGUCUAAAUCAACCAUCACAUCUUCUGGGGCAUGCAGAGUCUGGUUCAACCAAAGAAACACCUGUUUUUUCUCAUCCAAGGGGCAACCAACCAACGUCACCUGAGUUAACUCGGCCUGUGGGAUCACCUAGUGGAAACGUAAGCUCAUCUGGUAUAUAUAAUCGAGAAGGAAGUUCUCCAUUGCAUCCCCGUUCUACAUCUGAAGGUUCCUUGCCCAGUAUCACUGGAAAUGGGCAGGUUUUAGAUAUUUCAAGAAUGUCACUGACUAGUUCUGAGGACAGGUCCACAAACUCGGAAGAAAAGAGCCCAGAUUCAGUUGGCCAACCUUCUACGUCGCCAUCUAGAAAAGAAUUUAGCAAUUCUGUUGGAGCUGGAGAGCCAUCUCAGAGACAUAAUAGAACUGUGUCAGCUUCCAGCACAAUUUCUAAUUCCAAUUUUUCACAAGAAAGACCAGGUGAUGCUAGUGAGACUCUACACGAUUCAACAAAUAUGACAGGGUACAGCAGUGAUGCUUCUGGGGAUGUGAACCGAGAGCAACAGGCUGCUCCUCAGCUUCCAGUGAGAUCUAGAAGCCAAACAAUAUGGCGCCGGCCAUCUGAGAGGUUUGCACCAAGAAUAGUUUCUUCUCCUGUUGCUGAAACAAGAGCUGAUCUCUCUGGCCUUGAAACUCAAGUUCGGAAGCUUGUUGAGGAUCUACAAGGCAAUUCAGUUGAUACUCAAAGAGAUGCAACAGCAGAACUUCGAUUACUUGCCAGAAAUAAUAUGGACAAUCGAAUUGUUAUUGCAAAUUGUGGUGCCAUUAACUUGUUGGUUGAGUUGCUCCGUUCGGCAGAUGCAAAAAUUCAGGAAAAUGCAGUUACAGCACUUCUGAAUUUGUCAAUUAAUGACAACAACAAAACUGCGAUUGCUAGUGCCAAUGCAAUUGAACCUUUAAUUCAUGUCCUAGAAACUGGGAGCCCCGAGGCAAAGGAGAACUCAGCUGCCACGCUAUUUAGUCUUUCAGUGAUCGAGGAUAACAAGGUUAGGAUUGGAAGGUCUGGAGCUAUUAGGCCUUUGGUUGAUUUAUUGGGGAAUGGAACUCCCAGAGGAAAGAAAGACGCAGCCACAGCUUUAUUUAAUUUGUCAAUAUUUCAUGAGAACAAGGCUCGGAUUGUUCAAGCUGGUGCUGUAAAGUACCUAGUGGAGCUGAUGGAUCCAGCGGCUGGCAUGGUGGACAAAGCAGUUGCUGUUUUGGCGAAUCUCGCAACAAUCCCCGAAGGAAGAACCGCAAUCGGUCAGGAAGGUGGGAUCCCUGUUUUGGUUGAGGUUGUUGAGUUGGGCUCUGCUAGAGGGAAGGAGAAUGCAGCAGCUGCUCUUUUACAACUCUGCACAAAUAGUGGUCGGUAUUGUAACAUGGUACUGCAAGAAGGAGCAGUUCCUCCUUUGGUGGCAUUGUCACAGUCUGGCACUCCAAGGGCCAAAGAAAAGGCGCAGGCACUUCUAAGCUACUUUAGAAACAAUCGACAUGGUAAUGCAGGAAGAGGUUGAGUACUUUUUCUACGGUCCUUGGUGUAACCAGAGGUUUUGACUUAAGUUCCAUAAAACUGUGUACAUUUGACAGUGCAAAUAAGUCGUAUGGAAGUGUUCUUAUUUUGUGUAAUUUACAUGAUUUGUUAAGUGAAAGAAAAAAAAAUUAUUUAUGACCUGAUGUGAUUGAGUCUUGUAAAAUACUUUAUUAUAUAUUAAUGAAGGUGGGAGUAAAUCUUAUACCGA